This is a messenger RNA of Trematomus bernacchii (emerald rockcod), 4064 nucleotides long. It is a transcript of the gene nt5dc1, whose product is annotated as 5'-nucleotidase domain containing 1. The coding region runs from base 287 to 1666 and encodes 459 amino acids. Gene Ontology annotation, molecular function: 5'-nucleotidase activity. The transcript has 12 exons. NCBI's taxonomy places the organism in Eukaryota, Metazoa, Chordata, Actinopteri, Perciformes, Nototheniidae. The record is from RefSeq and is a predicted model, not a curated record.
AUACACUGUGGGUUACGGUUUCGUUAUCCACCCGGAAGCACUGCACGCUCCCGCGCUCGCCCCUCUGCCGCCUUCUUCUGGAACACAGCAGGAGUUUCACUUCUGGCUGCAUACGGGCAACAACCUAUUAACCGUUCACGGAUAACUGAUUCGGAUUAAGAAAGCGCCGAAGUGUAUUCUCGCUACCGUAAACGCAGCACGAGAGGCGCGUGCACAGACCGCAGUGACACAUCAGUGGUCGCGUGCUGCUGUGUGGCUGUCGUCGGGCUCCGGAGCUUCUGUUACAAUGACGGAAUACUUCAGCCUGGCGGACAGUGAUGUUAUCGGCUUCGACCUGGACCACACGCUGUGCCGCUACCACCUGAAGGAGACCUCCAGGCUGAUCUAUGAGAGCUUUGCCAGGUAUCUGGUGGAGCAUAAAGGCUAUGACAAGGACCUGCUGAACCUCACUCCUGCUACCUGGGACUUCUGUUUCAAAGGACUCGUGGUGGAUCUGGAGGAUGGAAACCUUGUGAAGCUGGCUGAAGAUGGAACCGUCUUGCGAGCGACACAUGGAACCAAUGACCUCAGCACGGAAGACAUCAUUAAACAUUAUGGUCCUAAGAGGGAGUGGGGGCAUUUCAACAGCCUCAAUACCACCUUCACAAGAUCCGCAAAAUACUAUUUCUAUGACAACUACUUUGACCUGCCAGGGGCUCUCCUCUGCGGAAGAGUUGUGGACAUGUUGCAUAAGCGAGGAAACGAGGUGAAUUCCGACUUUUGGAAAGACAUGGUUGCUGCCAUCGACCACAAUUAUAAAACAUCUGCCUUCAAAGAAGAUGCUGGGACGUACUUCCCCAGUAUGAAGAGGGACCCGGGCCGGUACCUGCAGCCCUGCUCGGACUCCGUCAAGACCUGGCUGCGCAGCAUGAAGAGCGCCGGGAAGGUCCUCCUCCUCAUCACCAGCUCCCACAGUGACUACUGCAGGCUGAUCUGUGAACACAUCCUGGGGAAGGACUUCGAGGAGCUGUUUGAGGUCAUCAUCACCAACGCUCUCAAGCCAGGCUUCUUCUCCUUGGUGCCCGAGCAGAGGCCCUUCAGGACCCUUGUGAACGAUGUGGAGGAGAGCGAGGGGCUGCCGUCGCUGGAUAAACCCGGCUGGUACUCCCAGGGAAACUGGCCGCACCUCCACGAGCUGCUGAAGACCAUGACGGGCAAACCUGAGCCCAAGGUCGUGUAUUUUGGAGAUAGCAUGAGGUCGGAUAUGUUCCCUGCCAGCAGCUUUGGGAAGUGGGAGACAGUGAUGAUCGUGGAGGAAAUGGAGGGGGAGGGCGUCCCGAAGAGUGACGCGGCGAAGUGUAAUGAGGCCCAAGUGGAGCCGCUGGAGAAAAAGGGAAAGUUUGAGGAGCAGGGCAUGAAGGCUCCGUCUGACGUGUCCCAGCAGUGGGGCUCCUACUUCGUGGACUCACAAGGCAGCGGAGGGGGGGGCGAGGAGAGCCAGAAACUGACCUGGUGCUGCCACUGCAUCCACAAAUACAGCACCAUGGCCAUCCCCAGUGUGGAGCACAUAGCAGAUCUCCCUCUGGAUUACAAGUUCCCCAGGUUUUCUCCGGACAAGCCCUGCACCACGGGCUACUACCCCCGGCCCCCGGAUUCUUUGCUGAAGAGGUGCGAGAGUCUGUCAUAAAAAAAGAAAAGAGGGAAAAAGUAAAAAAAAAAAAAGUAAAAGUCCUCCCUUGCCCCUCGCCUCAGGAGAGGAAUGUCAGUUCCCCACCUGACCCCCGCCAUCUGUGGAGCACAGGAAGCACCCCCCCCCCAUUCAGAGAAACCAUGUGAAUGUAAGCCACAGUAUCUCUGUAAUAACGCCGACAUUUCAACGUGGUUUUGUGGUUUAGUGUUUGUGGAAAUACGACAAUUAAAGUGUGUCUGCAUUCAGUAGUAAUAGGAAGUGUAGUGUUUAUUGUUUUAUGUGUGAGGCCAUUAUUAUUUCCAAUGGUAGAUUGUUUUAAAAUCUGAAUUCAAUAAGCUUUUCCAUAAUAAAGUGAACAUUUGACCGUCUCUUUAUCAGUGAAGUGAUUACCUCAAAACGUUACCUUCGUCAGCUGUACCCAGACUGUCACUGUGUUUGUCCCUGAAAUUCCUUCGGAGUCAUUGUGUCAGUAUUUCUGUUAAUGUGAAGUACUUUCUAAAAAUAGUUUCACUGUAUGAAUUUUGGUAACACAACGUUAGGUUUAUGGUCUGCUGUUUCCCUGUGUGAGUCUCGUGGAAGGUGUUAAUAUUCAGGUCAUUGUUGCUGAACAACUGGCACAAUGCUGCUCUCUGUGUUGGCUGUUUCUAAAACACAACUUUGGGAAACUUUUCAAAAUAAUAAUCAUAAUAAUAAUGGAUGAUAAAGACUAUGCUAGAUGUUCUCUGUAUUAUUUUUGGUGCAACAGUGACAUGUGCUAUUUGAGUGAUUGUGUAAGAUGUUGACUACUUGUGCUUCAUUCAUAUGCAGUACUACAUGGAGAUAUACUUACCGACGUCUGAAUGGUGGUUUGGUCGGUGUGCAUAGAUAAGUUGUGCCAUAAUAUUGAACAAAAGAAUGUGGAGGUUUGCUUGUUUCUUUAGAUCACUGACAAUUGGUUUCACAUUUGCCUCUGUGCUCUGGGAAAUGUUUAGCCUAGCUUAGCACUGGACCACUGUUAGCCUCAGUCAGGAAAAUACAACUUGUAACAAAUACAAUGAAAUGUUAUGCCCUAUGUAGAUAGCUUGUCAAAAAACAAACAUGCGAGAACUCCAAGAGUCAGUUUGGUUUAUUUGACAGAGUCAGGGGUGUGGGCAGAUAAAGGGUUAUCACUGCGUUCAUAGUAACUGAGAACUACACAGGGACUCAGGUGUUCAACAGCAGGCUGGUUUGCUAAGGGGCCGGCCAGUGACCUAUUUCCUCUUGUUAGUUUCAGAGAGAUCACAACUAGGGUGGUCAGGUGUCGGCAGGUCACAUGUGGGACAAAGAGUGUGUUUGUGCGGGACAAUGAGGGAGAUGUUACUGCGAUGCUAAGAGCUAGUAUAGAUUUGAAUAUAAUGUCCAUCUAACCCUUAAAAAUAAAAAUGUCUAUUGAAACUAUUAAUAUUAUAUUGUAAUAUUAAUUACACCGCUUUACUAUAGGUUGAUUUGUUUGAACAAAAUAUGCAAGUAAAUGUAUGAUGGCGGGUGCUGCAGUGUGUACAUUUGUUAUUUCUGCUGCUGUUACCUUCUCUGUUUGGUAAUCAUCGUUUGGUUUUUCUUUAUGAGCCUGGUAUUGUGAGUUUCGCAUGUAGUUAAAAUCGUAUUCACCUCCAUGCGCGACUGGAAAAAAACCUCCAACUUACUGUGGGAAUCGCCCUUCAUAGGCUUCACUCAUUGGUAAAUACAUAUUUUGUUGCUUGAUUGACAUCUGACUCAGCUAAUGGUGAUAGUUCUCUUUUGGUUUCUAACAACCAUUGGAUAAAAGCCACGUUUGGACUUUCUGAGCGACUGUCAAUCUAAUGCUGGACAUAGUCUCAAUUUGUCUGUUGGUCAACCUUUUUUAAAUGUAUUUCAUUAACAAUACAACAUGUAAAUAAAACCAGUUCGAUCGAUUUUUCUUAGAGGUUUCGAUGGAGCCUGACUGGCUUCUUGGCUAGCUGCUAGCUUGUUUGCUAUACAUGUUCUUUUAGCCUUUGUGCUAAGCUCGGCUAAACAUCCCAACCCUAUGAUGAACACACAGAGGUCAAUUCCUCAUCUGGCUCUGAGGAGGUCACCAAACAAGAGAAUUUCCCAAAUGUCCUUUUUACAUGGCCAUCCUCUCACAAACUAGAAAGAAGCAGCACACAGCUUCAGUGUGUGUGAGGCCGGUCGUCCAGAGUGAGUAUUACUUUGCUGAGUGUGCAAAUGUUUUGUGCAUACAGCUGUGGUGAUUGUACUUUUCUUUCCUCACCUGAACAGGAACAUUUGACAUGCACAUUUGCCUUAUGUUGGAGUCAUUUGUGGUCUUAAGUUCUUGGAAAACACAGGGAAAGGUACAUUCUGUGUUCAAGUGUUGAAGUACUGUCAAUGAAAUAAAAUGUUCAACAAUUUUCUUACA